CCCAUAUAAUUCUCACUCAUGAUCUUUGUUUCUUUAAGCUUUUCUUCUCCAUUGUCUCUCUCUUUCUUAUCCUCUCUUUCUCAAUCAAUUCCUUCAGACUUAUACACUUUAUUUUUUUUCCCCUCUUGUCGAAAACAUCACAUAUAAAUAAAAAACCAAAAACCCUAAUUUAUAAAAUAUAUAUAAAAUAGUUAUAGCUCCCCACUUAUAUAUGCAAAAGCCAACAUCAAGUAUCUUAAAUGUCAUAAUGGACGGUGGAGACAGCGUCGGAGGAGGAGGAGGAGAUGAUCACCACCGUCACCUCCACCAUCACCACCGCCCUACUUUCCCUUUUCAACUACUCGGAAAACACGACCCCGACGACAACCAUCAACAACAACCUUCCCCUUCCUCCUCCUCCUCUCUAUUUUCUCUCCAUCAACACCAACAAUUAUCUCAAUCGCAACCUCAAUCGCAAUCGCAAAAGUCACAACCGCAGACAACGCAAAAAGAGUUAUUACAAACGCAAGAGGAAUCUGCGGUGGUGGCAGCUAAAAAGCCACCGUUGAAACGAGCGUCGACGAAAGACCGACACACGAAAGUAGACGGAAGAGGGAGGAGAAUAAGGAUGCCGGCGUUAUGUGCAGCUAGGGUUUUUCAGCUAACGCGAGAGCUAGGUCAUAAAUCCGACGGUGAGACAAUAGAGUGGCUUCUUCAACAAGCUGAACCAUCUGUAAUCGCCGCCACCGGAACCGGAACAAUCCCGGCGAAUUUCACUUCUUUAAACAUCUCUCUCCGUUCUUCAGGCUCUUCCAUGUCUCUUCCUUCUCAUUUCCGCUCCGCCGCUUCCACUUUUAGCCCUAAUAACAUAUUUUCUCCGGCGAUGCUUCAACAACAACAACAACAACAACGUGGUGGUGGUGUUGGGUUUCAUCAUCCCCAUCUACAGGGACGUGCACCUACGUCGUCUUUGUUUCCUGGUAUUGAUAACUUCACACCAACGACGUCGUUUUUGAACUUUCAUAAUCCAACAAAGCAAGAAGGAGAUCAAGAUUCUGAAGAGUUAAACUCGGAGAAGAAAAGAAGAAUCCAAACGACGUCGGAUUUGCAUCAACAACAACAACAACACCAACAUGAUCAAAUCGGAGGAUAUACACUUCAAUCUAGCAACAGUGGAUCUACAGCCACCGCAGCCGCCGCGCAACAAAUACCGGGAAAUUUCUGGAUGGUUGCGGCGGCUGCGGCUGCAGGUGGUGGUGGUGGUAAUAACAACCAAACAGGUGGUCUUAUGACAGCUUCUAUUGGUACUGGUGGCGGCGGUGGAGAGCCUGUUUGGACGUUUCCUUCCAUUAACACGGCAGCGGCAGCGUUAUAUAGAAGUGGCGUUUCGGGCGUUCCAAGCGGCGCGGUUUCUAGCGGUUUACAUUUUAUGAAUUUCGCAGCGCCAAUGGCAUUUCUUACUGGACAACAACAGCUAGCAACAACUAGUAAUCAUGAGAUUAAUGAAGAUAGUAAUAAUAAUGAAGGAGGAAGAAGUGACGGUGGUGGUGAUCAUCAUAAUACACAGAGACAUCAUCAUCAUCAACAACAACAUCAUCAUAAUAUUCUCUCCGGCUUGAACCAGUACGGACGGCAAGUUUCCGGCGACUCUCAAGCUAGUGGAUCACUUGGAGGUGGUGAUGAGGAGGAUCAGCAAGAUUAGACACACACAAAAACAUUUUAACGGUGGGAUUUUCUGCCGACGGCGGUAGCGGUGACGGCGUUCGGCGGCUGUGUAAAACUUUUGUUUUCACCGUUAAUUUUUUUUAUUUUCUGUAGUAAUUUUUUUUGCUAAGUAAAAAAAAAAAAAAAAACACGUGAGAUUUUCUUUUUAAUUUUGAUUUUUUUACUUGAUUUUAAAUUUGAUUUUUCUUGUGAGUGAGUGAUUAAAUAGUACACGAGAUUUUUUAUGUCAGGUUUUUUGGAUUUUGAGGAGAAUAUGACACUUUUUUUUAUCAUUAUUGUUUUUAAUUGUUUUUUUUCUUCUUCUGAUAGUGUCACUGUCGUCUCGAUUCUCAAUCAUCUUCGUUUUCUUUAUCCAUUAAGAAAUUAAUUAUACAUAAAGAAAAAUUCUAAAAAGUAUUCGUCAAACAAUGUUGGUUCCUAUAGUAAUAAUAGUAACAUAUACAUCAAAGUAUAAUCUUACUGUUUUUUUAGUAACAUUACGUUUUUUUAAGUGUUAAUACAAAAAAAAUUGAGAAACUAUUUUAUCAAGGAAUGAGAUGGGCCUCUCUCUAUUGGCCCACCAAUCUCUGUUAUAUUUGGCCCUUGAAGUAGUUGUUUCAAAGCUAAUAGAAAACAGCAAAGUGUCUCGUUUGUUUUACAUGGUCGAACGAAAACGAUACAAAAAACAUAAAAAUAUCUCGUUUGAUCUUAUAUGCUAUGAAAUAUAUUAAAUGCUUUUUUUAGUAUAUGAUUCAUUUUAUCUCUGUUUCUUUGUCGUUUGUCC
Messenger RNA from Arabidopsis thaliana (thale cress), 2467 nucleotides. RefSeq names its product TEOSINTE BRANCHED, cycloidea and PCF (TCP) 14 (gene TCP14). NCBI's taxonomy places the organism in Eukaryota, Viridiplantae, Streptophyta, Magnoliopsida, Brassicales, Brassicaceae. Gene Ontology annotation, cellular component: nucleus. The record is from RefSeq and is marked reviewed. Bases 212 to 1681 code for a protein of 489 amino acids. Gene Ontology annotation, molecular function: DNA-binding transcription factor activity. The transcript has a single exon.